AUGGGCAGGAAAAAAGCGAGGACAAGUGUAUCCACUCCAUAUACCGCGAUCCAACAAAGUGGAUCAAGCUCCAAGCUAUCACGUUCGACACCGUUUCAAGACCGUCACUUGUUAGAGUUUGGCCUGAAGAUUUCGGAACGCAAUCCUGAAAGUGAAGUUGUUUUUGCUGUCGCUCGCCGGUUCUGUAUUUCGUUUGGGCGAGACGAGAAAGUUGGCUCGAAACGUAAACAAACCGCAAACACGAAGUACUUCAAGCUGCCAUUUCGACCGGAGCAAUACCGAUCGCACCUCACUGGUCAGCAUUUAAAUAGAUGGGAGCACUACCUGAAGCUUUCUACCGAUGCUCAGAAUGUUUACUUUGACGAACUCCAGUCUUUUCGUUCGAGUAUUCACUCUUUCGUAAAUGAAAACCAAGCACCAGUAGUCACGUGUAUCGACCGUGACAUUGUGGACAAGAUUGUGGGUCAGAUUUUACUCGAUGAUGAUGAUGAGGAUUCAGCCUGGACGCGAGCUAAGCGGUCUAACCUGGAUCUAAGUUAA
This is a messenger RNA of Phytophthora nicotianae INRA-310, 540 nucleotides long. RefSeq lists its product as hypothetical. The record is from RefSeq and is a predicted model, not a curated record. Lineage: Eukaryota; Oomycota; Peronosporomycetes; Peronosporales; Peronosporaceae. The coding region runs from base 1 to 540 and encodes 179 amino acids. The transcript has a single exon.